Mucor mucedo is the source of this 2233-nucleotide messenger RNA. Its product is annotated as armadillo-type protein. The transcript is spliced from 8 exons. Gene Ontology annotation, molecular function: protein binding. Gene Ontology annotation, biological process: proteasome-mediated ubiquitin-dependent protein catabolic process. Bases 5 to 1927 code for a protein of 640 amino acids. The record is from RefSeq and is a predicted model, not a curated record. Lineage: Eukaryota; Fungi; Mucoromycota; Mucoromycetes; Mucorales; Mucoraceae. Gene Ontology annotation, cellular component: GID complex.
CAAUAUGACGACUUCCAAGUACGAGGAAUCAAUAAAAGAACUUGGCUCACAAGAUGAUACUAAAAAGCUCAAAGCAUUGAGAUUUAUAAAGAAUUCGGUUAUUGGAAACAAGACGAAAAAAGAAUUAUACAUUAAAUUAGGAGUUGUUCAAAGGCUCGUAGAAUAUCUGUCUUGUCCAGAUAAUGGUUCUUAUCAACUUAAAAUACAGGCUGCUACUAUACUUGGCAGUAUUGCCUAUGGUAAAGAUGAGAAUGUGUCUGCGGUAGUUACUUCCGGUGCUGUCACCCCUUUGUUGAAUACCCUCUCACUACCACGCGACAAGCCUAUCAUGGAGUCUAUACAAGAGCGAAGGAAACUACUAGAGGCAACCACUCGAGCUUUGAAAGCAAUUUUUGCUUCUUCUCGUACUUUGAAAUAUGAUACGUUUAGCAAGAAACAUAUAGAAGAUUUAGUACUUAUACUAGAGGCAACAUCAAACUUUCUUGGACACGAACCGCAAGGAAACGUCUCCAGUGAGGGCCUAUCCUUCGCCAUGAUUGCCGAGUUUACUGCCGCCAUUAUUGCUAAAUGUUGUGAUACACAAAUUCAACAGAGUCAACUGGAGGAAGCUGGUGUUAUUCAACCAUUGAUUAAUUUAUUACAUUCAGGCUGUAUUAAAGCACAAGAAGCUUCUUUGGAUGCCAUCGCUACAUUGUGUCGCGAAAAUAAAGAGCUCGGCGAAACGAUCAUUAAUUCAAAAUCUCUAAAUACAGACCAAAUAACUACAAACACAAUGCUUGAUUUCGUGAAGGACAAAUGUCCCAACAUGAGAUUAAUAGCUGCCACUUGUUUGACAAAUCUAUAUCGUACAGGUGUAUUUUCUGAGCCAUUCAAUGAAAUUAUUUUGAUUGUUCUCCCGGCACUCGUUAAACUGUUGCAGGACCCUACCGAUGAUGUACAAGAAAGAGCGCCACUUGUGUUAGCCGACUUAAUAAAGGAUAGUGAAGAGAUGCAAAAGGCAGCGUUCGACGCUGACGCAAUUUCCCGGUUAGCCGAACUUUUAGCCAGUGUGUCAUCUAAAGAUUCCGAAGAAGAGGCUUAUCCUCAAUUAGGUGUACCCGGUCUUGGCAGCGUUACUAAACGAAAAGAAAAAAUCAAGGAGAAUUCCUUAAUUGCUAUUGCGGCAGCUACUUUAUUGAAAGAAGAAUGUCGCACACAAGCUAUCGAAGCCAGAGUUUUGCCGCAUGUUAUUUCAGGACUCACAAGCAGACAGCCCAAUGUACGUUUAGCAGCCUGUCAAUGUGCUAAAUCAUUAUCUCGAAGUGUUAGUCAUUUGAGGACCAGUUUAGUCGAUGCUGGUAUAGCGCCACCUUUAAUUAAACUACUGCAGGAUGACUCUCUUGUUAUACAAGCAGCAGCAUGUGGUGCUUUAUGUAAUCUUGUACUCGACUUUUCUCCCAUGAAGAAAUGCGUAAUUGAAGCAGGAGCCAUUUCAAGAUUUGUGGAAUACUCCCAAUCCGAUGACACAAAUUUACAGCUAAAUGGUUUAUGGGCAUUAAAAAAUCAAUUAUUUAGAGCAGACCUACAAGCAAAGAAAGCAGUAAUGGAUGUAUUGACUUACGAUGCGCUCAUUGAAUUGUUACAUGAACCUAAUCCUACUAUCCAAGAACAAGCGCUUGAAAUCGUUCGUAAUUUAGUCUAUGGGAAACAGGAAGAUACUGAUUGGGUGAUUGAAGGUAUCGGAAAAGAUGAUUUAUUGGAUGUACUUGAGAGUAAAUUACAGGUUACUUCAGCAAUGGGUUUGGAAGAUGAAGUUUUACCCGUGACAUUGGUACCUGCACUUUACAUAGUAGUAAACAUGUCGAGUAACGCAGAAGCUCCCAAAAUGGCACUUAUGAGCAGGUCGAAUAUUGUCAAUAGUGUCAUUCAUCAUUUGGUAAGAUCCUGAAAAUCUUCACUUAGUUUUCUAACUAAAACAUUGGUGUAGUCUCACGAAGACUCCUCUGUUCGAGUCACUGCAGUCUGGUGUAUCAUUAACUGGACUUGGGCCAGCACUGAUGACAAUCAAGAAGAUUUGAUUACGCGUUGUCGUCGCUUACGGGAUUUAGGUAUUGAAGAAAGGCUUUUAGCCAUGAAGAAGGAUUCCAGUCGAGAUGUCUGUGAUAGGGCAACUACUGCCUUAGAACAGCUUAAUGAUGUACUUGCAGGACCUUCUCCAAAUUAAUAAUAAAAAUAGUAAAAUUUUAUUUUGAUA